AUGACUCGUUCAAAGGCAUUCCCUAAGAGGCCUUUGUCCUUGAGCUUGGUUAGGGUUCGUCAACGAGGGGACUUUCCAGAAUUCGACAAGACUUCGAUUCAUGGGUUCGAACACCAUUUCGAAAAGAUCAAAGAUUUGCUCCUCAAGACACCUGAUACUGAUAGUAUCAGCACGAUUGGCAUUGUAGGGACGGGCGGUUCAAGUAAAACUACUCUUGCUCAAAUGGUGUUCAAUAGCCCUCAAGUCCAAGGCAGUUUCUCCCCAAUUUUAUGGGUUGAAUUACCUCAAUCUCUGAUUAAACCCCACUUAAUUGUUUUCGCCCUUCUCAAAAGCUUGGCAAGUGAUUUUUCUUGGUGUGGCAGUGCUUUUGAUCUCAAUGAGCUUUUGCACAACCGACACCGUUGUUUGCUUAACAACAAGUAUUUGAUUGUGUUGGACAACAUGUGGCAUGCAAAUGAUUGGUACUUUGAUUUGGAUUCUAACUCCAAGCUGCAGAUAGAAGGUAACGAAAACUACACUCAUCUCUCACAUGGCUUGCCAAAGGGAAGUGGGGGUGCCUUCAUCGUCACUAGUAGACUCAAGGAAGUGGCAAGUAAGAUGGUCGGUAAGCGGAAUUUGUAUCCCCACGAGGCCACAUUGGACAAAGAGUCAUGUUGGUCCAUAGUUAUAGAUUCAAUGGAAAAGAAGAUUUCAGAUCACUGGAUAUUAGAAAAAAUUAAAGAUGACAUGGUAGACAGGUGUGGUGGUCUAAAGAACAUUUAG
Molecule: messenger RNA, 762 nt
Organism: Camellia sinensis
Lineage: Eukaryota; Viridiplantae; Streptophyta; Magnoliopsida; Ericales; Theaceae
Source: RefSeq, a predicted model, not a curated record